This is a messenger RNA of Uranotaenia lowii, 3903 nucleotides long. Its product is annotated as DNA repair protein complementing XP-C cells homolog. Lineage: Eukaryota; Metazoa; Arthropoda; Insecta; Diptera; Culicidae. Gene Ontology annotation, molecular function: damaged DNA binding; single-stranded DNA binding. The record is from RefSeq and is a predicted model, not a curated record. Gene Ontology annotation, biological process: mismatch repair; nucleotide-excision repair. The transcript is spliced from 5 exons. The coding region runs from base 121 to 3834 and encodes 1237 amino acids. Gene Ontology annotation, cellular component: nucleus; XPC complex; cytoplasm.
UUCAUGUUGACCAAUUUUUGCAGAACAAAGUGAGCUUUGUAUUGCGUAUUGUUGCGAAAUUCGUUUGUGAUUGAUAAUUUACUGUAAUAAGUGUUAAGGGUCUUAAAAAAUUUGGAUGCCAUGAAUCGAGCAAGGCGUGCCGUUACCCUGAACCGUAAACCGCUUGUCGAAGAAAAGGUCAGUGAUGACAGUGCGGAUGAUUUUGAGAGUGCUUCCGAUGAGGGGGAUUUUUCGGCCAGUGAGGAAGAAUGGCUGCCCGGAAAGGAUGAGGAAAAUGAUAAAGAGGGCCGAAACACGACAGCAGGGUCCAUUUCCGAAGAUGAUGACGACAACCACGAGGACGAAGACGAUGAUGAGGAUUCUGGCGAGAUGAGCGAUGGUAGCAGUGUUAUGGCCAUGUCCAAAACGAGAGCGAAAAAACGCUCGCAUAAAUCGUCACCCAAACAGAACCCGAUCAAAAAGAAACGAAUGUCACCGGCAACCCGGGACGAACUUUAUCGUCGGACCAAGAAGCAUCUAUUGAAAGAAUCACAACCGGACCGGCCAUCGCUGAAUGCAAGUGUGGCAGAUAUUCUGAGUCAAUGCGAGUUUAAACCUAAACGGAAUGUCGGCCAGAAUGCACAGAAACCUAGCAACUCUAGCGCAGAUCGUAAAGGAAACAAAGAUAAUUCGGAUAGUGAUAGCGGAGAUGACUAUUUGGUGAAUCCUGAAAAGCUGGACUUGAAUUCGGAUUUUUUCAAAGGGGAGGUGUCCGUUGAGCGGACUGCCAAAGAAAGACCUCCCCAAUUCGAUUGUAAUGCUGGAAUGCGUUUAUCGGAUAGCUCUGACAACGAAAAUGAGGAAGACGUGCUCCCUGCUUCCAUUCCUAAACUGGCAGCUCAAAAGUUGAUCAGUACUAUCAAUAAGUCUUCGGCUGGAUUUAUGAAUUUUAAUAACCUCGAGGAGUUUGAUAAAAAGAUAGCGGAAGCUAAGUUACUUUUAAAGAAUUACAAAUCCAAGGAAGUCGAAGAAGAUUCUGAAUUUGAUAAAAGCAAAGAUAUUUCAAAUUUGUUAGCUCUUGGAGAACCGGAAGCUGGUGCUGGACACCUUGAAACUUCGAAUGUGAAAGAUAAUGAAGGCUCUAACAGUGAAGAGUCAGAUUGGGAGGAAGUAGCAGAUGUUAAAAAAUCUGAUGGAAGCUCUCAACCAAAUCCGACGGUCACUGUCGAACUUGAAACUACAAAAUCCAAGAAAAAACGCUGGGAAGAAAUCGAAAUGGAGCUGUUCAUUAAAAGACAGGUCAACAAAAUAAAACGAGAAAAUCAAUUAGCUUACCACAAAAGUAGCAUCCUGUUAACAAUUGGAAUUGGUCAGAAAUUAAACUAUACCGUUAAUUCGAAUAAAAUACAAGCCAUGACCCUAUCUUUGAUGCAGGCCAAGGAUUGUAUUCCAAAAUCAAAAGUGGAUAGAAAAUUUAUUGAACAAUUGAUUAAAUGGUUCAAAGCCUGUUUCACAUUACAAAGCCAGGAAGUAGUUGUUUCACAAAAUGGACCUCUAAGAUUCAAUUUAGCCCUGGAGCUUUUCACUAAAAAAGCAACAUGUAAACGAAAUUAUAUGCUUCUCUUUCUAUCGUGCUUGAGAAUGGCCGGGGUACAAGCUCGUUUGAUCAUUUCAGCUAAUGUUCCACCGAAGCGCCCGGCUAUGAAGGAUCUUUGCCCGAUUUCCGAGCGUCAACUAAUUGAACAAUUUGAAAAGGAGUACAAAAAGAAGAAUUUUAAUAAUAAUGAAGAAAGCGAUACGGAGUCACCCGGCAGUGUUGAGAAGAAAAAAGAAAUUAAAUCUGAAAAUGAUAAUAUACCAGUUAUCAGUAUUACUGCUCUCAAAACCGAAACCGUUGAAGCAGUACCAGAAGCUAAUAACUGUUCAGAAACAGCUGAAAAAUCUGAUCAGAAGAUGCCCGUUACAAAUUCGAAAAAAGGUAAAAAAAUUAAGGAUAUCAGCGCUGAUCAACAGAACGAGAAAAAACGCUUGCGUACUCGUUCACAAAAUGGAUCGAAUAAAACGCAUGAUGAAGCUUCAACCCCAGCAAAAUUGGACAAGAACAGCAAAUCGGUUGCACUAAACGAUUAUAGUCCUUCAGUCAAAGAAAACAUUAAACCUGCAAGGCGAUCUCCUAGAAACGCCAAAAAAUCGGUUCAAUCCAAUGACGCUAAUCAUUCGAAUACUCUAUCCAUUCCCCAGGUUGAUGGUGCAAACGAUAUACCCGAAGAAGACGUACCAAAGCGACGCAGUGUCCGCCUCGGCAAAGUGCCGAAAGAUGAAAACGUAUCAAAGACAGCGUUUUCCAAGCGAAAAACAAACACACCGAAGGCGGAAGAAACCAAAAAUCAACCGGGUAAAGUUCUGAAGCGAAAACUCUUUCAGACUAACCAAACUGUUCAGGAAUUUCCUUCAAUGGAUGUUGAAAAAGAUAAUGUAAAUGUUGGAAAAAGAGCUUCCAAAAAUAAAAUCUUGUCGAGUGACUCGGAGCAGGAACAGGAACAACCGUCGGCCAAAACCACAUCGACGCACAGUUCGCCCGCCAUAAGCAAGGCAAAAGUUAAUCGCCGUUCUAAGGUCAAGCAGGACUCCGAUGCGGACGAUAGUGAUUUUGAACCACCGAAGGGGAAAAAAUCACGGAAGGCGGCCAAGUCUGCAUCACCAGCGUCCCAGAAGAAAGCGAAAACUUUCUCGUCAUCGUCGAAGAAAACAACAACUGGGACCAAAUCGGAGAAGAAGGCGACAGCAAACGCCGUUAAGAGUGAAUCUCCGAAAAACGCUUCCACAACGCAAGGGAAGAACAAUUUUUGGAUCGAGUUCUACUCGGAAAAAGACAACCGUUGGAUGACGGUGGACCUUUUCGGGGGGAAAAUUGAUUGCGUUGACUAUUUGUCGCGGCACGCCACCAGUCCUAUCAGCUACGUUUUUGGGUUCGACAACGAUGACCAUAUCAAGGACGUGACACCACGCUACGUCCAGCACUGGAACACAGUUUGUCGAAUGCUACGAACGGAUUCCAAAUGGCUGGACAAGACAUUGGCUCCAUUCCGUGGUCCCAAAACGGAGCAUGAGAAUGCCGAAGAUCAGGAACUCAACAAAAUUGACAUCGAUAAGCCGUUGCCGACUACUAUUGCGGAAUGCAAAAAUCAUCCCCUUUACGUAUUGAAACGUCAUUUGCUGAAAUUUGAAGCACUCUACCCGGUGGAGGUUCCAAGUUUGGGCUUUGUGCGCGGUGAAGCCAUCUAUGCCCGUGAAUGCGUCUUUACACUUCAAACCAGGGAAAAAUGGUACAAGCAAGGUCGCGUGGUGAAGCCAUUUGAGACGGCCUAUAAGGUUGUGAAAUGUUGGAGGUACGACAAACUUAAAAACGAAUGGCUCGGAAAUCAACCUUGCGACAUUUUCGGUAUCUGGCAAACGGAAGAAUACGAUCCACCAACAGCAGAAAACGGAAUUGUUCCUAGAAACGAGUAUGGAAACGUGGAGCUUUUUACCCCGAAAAUGCUCCCUAAGAAAACCGUUCAUUUACAACUUCCGGGACUUAACAGAGUCUGCAAAAGGCUUGGCAUCGAUUGUGCUCCGGCUCUCAUCGGUUUCGACAAGGCUCGCAUGCGGAUGAUUCCCGUUUACGAUGGCUUUGUGGUGUGCGAAGAAUAUGCCGACAUGCUGACCGAGGAGUGGUACAAGGAAAUGGAAGAGGAAGAUCGCAAAGAGCAGGAACGCUACGAAAAGCGGGUUUAUGAUAACUGGAAGAAACUCAUCAAGGGCGUGCUGGUGCGCCGAAAGCUACAAAACAAGUACAAUUUCGAUAAUCUUUAAGUAUUUUUCUCAAUUUUCUAUUACAGUGUUGUUAUAUUUGUGUAUUAUUUUUAACCUGAAGCGUUCAAA